CCCGCCCCGCCCCCCUGCCCCGCCCGGCCCCCGCCUGCCCUGCGGAGCCGGGCCGGGAGCUCUGACUCUCGCUCUGGCCGCUGCCAGGCCGCGUCUCUUUGGCCGGAAUCAAAGACGCGAAGAUCCCGGGGCCAUGUGGAGGGCAGCCAGGCCGUGCUCGGAACCCCCGGAAUCCCCCUCCUGCUCCGGAGGUCGAUGUCCACAUCGGCCCCUCUCUCUCAGAACGCUGCGACCCUGAGCAACACGCCUAAGAGUGGGCUGGCCGACGAGCUCCUGGACGUUCAAGUGGAGGCUUAGGCCCGAGGGAGCGGGUGACCCUGCGGGCGUCGCCGUCAACUACCAAGGCCGCCUCUUCCACUCGCUGGCCCCCUACGAGGCGGAUGGCCGCGGGGGCUUGGACCUGGCCAGGGACCGGGCUCUGGGCGGCGACUUCACGGGUGUGAGCCCAUGGGGCUCCUGUGGCGCCUCACGCCGGGCGGCUCGGAGGAUCCCUGCUUCAACCAGAUGCCGAGGGGCGUGAUGAAAAGCCCCCUCGAAGUGGAGGUGACCGUCCACCACGCGCCGCGGCAGCCGCCGGUGCCGCUGGGCCCGGCGCUGGCCUCUGCCCAGAUUAAUCUGGGACGUUUAUUGGACUAACACGGAAGAACAUAUCUGAAAAAUACUAGAAGGCAAUUGGCUGAGACAGUCUUCUCUUGGAAUGGUGAAUGAAUAACAUAAUCUAGAAUGGGAAUGUUGAAAGAGAAAUAACAUCAACAUUAGAAGGAAAUAGUUGGACAUUUUACUCCCUCUCCACUGUGAGCCUUAAUUUCCUGUCACCUUCAAGGUCCUUCUAACUGGUUUAAGAAUCAAAUUGACAUGAGACAGAUUAACAGGAGAAGAUGAAAUUCAAUUUUCUAUGUAUGGGGAAUCCACGCAAAUAUGGAAAUUCCAAAGACAUUCAGGCAAAACGAGGCGAUGGUCCUUUUCCUGGCUUGAUUGAUAUGUUUGGUGAUGGAGGAUUAAAUGAAUCUCAAGCUAGUCUCCUGGCUUGUCGAGGUUUUGCUACUCUGGCUUUGCCAUGUUUUGGCUAUGAAGAUCUACCUCCAAUCAUGAAGGACUUAAAUUUAGAUUACUUUGAGGAGGCAGCUAAAUUUGUGCAAAGUCACCCAAAGGUUAAAGGUCCAAGCAUUGGAGUGAUUGGUUCUGGCAAAGGGGCACAGUUGGCAUUUUCCAUGGCUAGCUUUCUCCCAAAUAUAGCUGCAGUUGUGAGCAUCAACGGCUGCAUCUCUAACACAACUACUGCCCUUAGAUGUGGUAGCUUCAUCCUGCCAGGACUGCCUUUUAACCUAGACAAAAUCUCUGCCAUGGAUUCAGGGGUUUACGAUGUUACAGAAGCGCUGGAGGACCCCUUGGACCCAGCCUACAGGGAAAGCUGUAUCCUCCUUGAAAAAGCCAAUGCCCAUUUCCUUUUCAUAGUCGGAGAGGAUGACAGGCAUUGGAAGUGUUCUGUUUAUGCGGACAUAGCUGUGAAGCACCUCACAGGGCAUGGGAAGACAAAUUUCACUCUUUUAAGCUACCCUAAUGCUGGCCACAGGAUAGAUCCCCCUUACAGCCUUUUUUUCCCUGUAUCCCUGGAUCCCGUGUUGGGAGUGCAUGUUUUGGGAGGUGGACAGCUCAAAGCUCAUGCUGUUGCUCAGAUUGAGUCUUGGAAGAAGAUCUUGGAGUUUUUGCACUUGCAUCUAGGGUAAAGUCUAACAGACUGGAUGGUUAAGUUUAGAAUAUAUGCAGAAUGAAUGAAGGGAUAGAUUGAAUAUUUUUAACAAGUGAUGACUGAAAUCUGGACUUCUCGUGGGGAUCUGCAGGCUUUUAAAAGAAGUAAGAAUAUUUGCUUUAAAUUCAUCAGAGCCUGUAACUUUGGUUACUAUCCAUGUUUCUCCAUGUUUGGUUUGUUUGAGCUCGAAUUCAAGGUAAUUGCUAAGCAAAAACCAGUUUUCAAUCUGUCAUUUACCCUCCCUUCCCACCUACCCUCUCUGUUACCUGUACUUCUAAAGGUUUUUAAAAACUGGUGUAUGAUAAUUAGUUUGCUAUUAUGUGUCCCAGAGGUUAUAAAACUGUUUUGAACAGGGGUGAAUACAUGAAUAUAGGUCCCUGGUUUUAUGAUGAGGAGCCACUGGGCUAUAACUUUCUCAUAAUAGAGGCUGGAGUGAAUUCUAACAAGAUGACUCAGGCUAAUUUGUGGUAGACCGAAGUCACAGAAGCCUUUCUCUUGUUAAUCAGGUUUUGAUACUUUUUUUCUAGUUAUCACCUGUGCUAGGAUCUUUAAAGCAAGUUAGAAAUCCUAAAACACUUGCUUUACAACUUCCAGCCAAUUACUGAGAAACAUGGAUUCUCUAUAGUUCCAUUAUUUCUGUAUUAGUAGUUUAAAAAACUUUUCUUCACGCUUUGUUUCAAAAAUAUAUUUAAAAAUAGGCACAUUCCAGUUCUCCUCCCAAGUUGAUAAUUACACAAGCAGGCAAUGUAAUUAUCUGAGGGAAAGACAAAGUUCAUCCCUUCCACUUUCCACCACCCUUACCAAAAUUUAAUUGCAAUUUGUGGAUGAGCCUUAAUUUAUUAAAAUAAUUUUAACUGAAGUUCUGAGAUUUGAUUUUAAACUUUAAAAAUAUGUGUGGAGGGGCGCCUGGGUGGCACAGCAGUUAAGUGUCUGCCUUCGGCUCAGGGCGU
Molecule: messenger RNA, 2700 nt
Organism: Ailuropoda melanoleuca (giant panda)
Lineage: Eukaryota; Metazoa; Chordata; Mammalia; Carnivora; Ursidae
Product: acyl-coenzyme A thioesterase 1
Exons: 4
Coding region: 879-1727 (282 amino acids)
Biological process (GO): acyl-CoA metabolic process; fatty acid metabolic process
Molecular function (GO): fatty acyl-CoA hydrolase activity
Source: RefSeq, a predicted model, not a curated record